AUGAGCUCUUCCCCCAUCCUCUCUCUCUUAACAUUCCCUCUCCAACUCCUGCAAUACUGGCUAGAAGACGUCGUCUACGACUACAUAUGUGGCGCGCACUGUGAUGACGUUGAGCUCCAACCGAAUCGAAACCCCGCCGACCUGACCCCACCAAGCGGAGUGCAGCUGGCCGAAUCCUGGAUUCUCCAUUGGGACGGUGGGAGCCAGGCACAGCGUUACCCACUGGAUCGGGGGGGGGAUCUAGGGCCUUUAGUGAAGAAUGUGAUGUUGGCAUCGCGAAAGGUCGCUAUGGCCAAGAGGUUGGCGACUGGGAGCAAUCUUGGCCUCUCCAUGAGGACCGCACCUGGCGGUGCUCUAUCUUGCGGUCGGGUACCACCGUCUUGGACAAUGCUGCCCCCAUCUACACCUGCGAAGCUCCCGGUGCGGAAGUGUUUGUUCACCAUCUGGGCUAGCUCGAACUGGAUCUUAGUGAUCAUCAUCGGUGGAAAGCCGUUAAAUAUAGCAUUAAUUUCAACUCCAAGUAGGCCAGGAGCGAGUGGAAGGACCCUGAACGGCGGAUUUGGGCCACUCUCUGUAUUGUACUGGUUCGCCGCGUUGAUCGUCGCCCAGCCCAGAAACAGGAAGGGAUUUAGGAACUCAGGCGGCGGGAAGGGAGAUUUGGAAGGUCCCAUCUUGAUGUGCCGGGAGGACAUUAUAGCUAUGAGGUAUUAG
Molecule: messenger RNA, 711 nt
Organism: Lindgomyces ingoldianus
Lineage: Eukaryota; Fungi; Ascomycota; Dothideomycetes; Pleosporales; Lindgomycetaceae
Exons: 2
Coding region: 1-711 (236 amino acids)
Source: RefSeq, a predicted model, not a curated record